Cercopithifilaria johnstoni is the source of this 480-nucleotide messenger RNA. Lineage: Eukaryota; Metazoa; Nematoda; Chromadorea; Rhabditida; Onchocercidae. The record is from the annotation of a GenBank genome assembly.
AUGUCGAGUGGUGGAGAUAUACCGAGUGAAAUCAAUGUAUCACAGCUAUUUUCUGAUGUAUCGCGUACUUUAAAUGGAUUUAUGAAUCUGUUCAUUCCAUCUACAAGAACUUCUGGCGCAGAAGUAGCAGCACAUUACGAUGUUCCUUCUUUAUCCGAUACUGUUACUGAUAUUUUCUCGGGAAAUGUAUGUUUCAAAGCAUGUGGUAUGGAAGAUAUUCAAUUAGCUGCUCAGAAAGCUAGUGAACUAUUCAUAACUGUGCGAUACUGUAUCAUUACAUUAACAAUAUUCGUCGUUAUUUGUAUAAUUUUGCUCUCAAUGGUACUCGCGUGGUAUCUAUUCAAAACAACAUUAAUUUUUGAUGGACGCUCUAGAUCACCUAUCGAAUCAAAAUUCACUGGAACAGCAUCUAUCUUCAAUCAUAACCGUUAUCAAAAAACUCAAUCACCAACUCUAACGAAAGAAAAUCUGAGAAAAUGA